Messenger RNA from Cooperia oncophora, 321 nucleotides. NCBI's taxonomy places the organism in Eukaryota, Metazoa, Nematoda, Chromadorea, Rhabditida, Trichostrongylidae. The record is from the annotation of a GenBank genome assembly.
AUGGCCUCUUCAGUGCCGUUAAUCGAGAGUUCUACUACUCGGCAGGCACUGCUUCAUACAGGUUCAAUCAUAGCGGCCUCCGCUCAGGCGUUUUUCUUGGUCCUGCCGUCAAAAAUCGCCGAGGCUUGGUUCCCAGACCGUCAGCGAUCACUAGCGAAUGUCCUCACAUUUAUUGCAAAUCCAUUUGGUGUAGUACUGGGUACCAUCACACCAUCUUUGUACUUCAGUGGUAGCAACAAGGUCCAGCGCACAUCUUGGCAUAUGUUCGAAUUUGAGAAAAUCCAAAAUGCACCGCUCAUCUCUCGGGAAGCCCCGCUGUAG